AUGGAUAUUCAAAUCCAUGCAUCGGCUGCUCCAAUUACCACCAAAAAUUUUGGCAAUGAACAAACUCGUCGCUCCAUCUCGUAUCAUCCUACUGUUUGGGGAGACUAUUUCCUUGCAUAUACUUCUAAUGAGAUAUAUGGGCAAGAGGAGCAAGAACGUCAAAGACUAAAAGAAGAAGUAAAAAGUCUACUAGAAGCCAUGCCAGAUGAUUCACUGCAUAAAUUAGACCUCAUUGAUGCAAUUCAACGUCUUGGCGUCGGUUACCAUUUCGAAACUGAAAUUGAGAAAUCUCUAAAAUAUGUAUAUGAUACUUGCCAUGAAAACUAUGACGUUUUCAACAAGUUUAAGGAUCACCAAGGAAAAUUUGAUGAAUCUUUGAUCACCAAUUUACAAGGCUUGUUAAGCUUGUACGAGGCUGCACAUUUUGGAGUACACGGAGAGGAAAUUCUUGAGGAAGCAUUGAAGUUUACUACCACUUACCUCGAUUCGUCGCUCUUCCACGUGAGAAAUUAUAUGUCUACACAAGUUAGUGAAGCAUUGGAGAUGCCAAUUCAUAAAACAUUGACAAGGCUGGGGGCAAGAAACUUCUUAUCUAUUUACCAAAAAGAUGAAUCACAUAAUGACAUACUACUGAAUUUCGCAAAAUCAGACUUCAACUUACUGCAGAAGAUGCAUCAGAAGGAGCUAAGUGACAUAACGAGGUGGUGGAAGUCUUUAGAGUUUGGAAGUAAAUUGCCGUUUGCCAGAGAUAGGGUCGUCGAAUGCUACUUUUGGAUAUUGGGGGUCUACUUUGAGCCCGAGUACUCUAUUUCUAGAAAAAUACUAACUAAAGUAAUCGCGAUGUUUACCGUUAUUGAUGACAUCUACGAUGUCUAUGGAACCCUAGAUGAACUUGCACUUUUCACUAAUGCAAUUGAAAGGUGGAAUAUUAAUGACAUGGAUGAGCUACCAUUAUACAUGAAAUAUUGCUUUAAAGCUUUCUCUGAUGUUCGUGUUGAAAUUACCGAAGAGUUGGAAAAGACAGGCAGGUGGUAUGGUAUUCAUUAUGUGAUAAAAGAGAUGAAAAAUUUAGUCGGCGCAUAUUUUGAAGAGGCGAAAUGGGUAUACAAUCGAUACAUGCCGACACACAUGGAAGAGUACAUGAAAGUCGCACUUAUAUCUAGUGGUUACAUAAUGUUAUCUACAACUUGUUUAGUAGGUAUGGGAGAGUUGGCGACUGAGGAAGUCUUUGACUGGAUUUCGAGUGAAUCGAUAGCCGCAAAGGCAUCAGCAAUUAUUGCUCGACUAAUGGAUGACAUGGCAGGACACGGAUUUGAGCAGAAAGUAUCAGCUGUGGAAUGUUACAUGAAUGAGAAAGGGAGCUCAAAAGAAGACGCAUUUACUGAAUUACAAAAACUUGUUACAAAUGCAUGGAAGGAUAUAAACCAAGAAUGUCUUCGUCCAACUGUGGUACCAAUGGACAUUCUCAUGCGAGUCGUCAAUCUUGCACGUGUCAUUAAUCUUAUUUACAGAGAUGGAGAUGGGUAUACGAAUUCCAAAACCAAGUUAAGAGGAUUCAUAACUGAUGUACUCGUUGAACCAGUGAAAAUAUAA
Fraxinus pennsylvanica is the source of this 1593-nucleotide messenger RNA. Lineage: Eukaryota; Viridiplantae; Streptophyta; Magnoliopsida; Lamiales; Oleaceae. The record is from the annotation of a GenBank genome assembly.